Molecule: messenger RNA, 2196 nt
Organism: Corylus avellana
Lineage: Eukaryota; Viridiplantae; Streptophyta; Magnoliopsida; Fagales; Betulaceae
Product: receptor-like protein 56
Molecular function (GO): protein binding
Source: RefSeq, a predicted model, not a curated record
AUGAAGAUUUCUUUUGGUGACUAUGUCAUUUUGAUUUGGGUUAUGGCUACCACUUUUUUCUCUUUCGCUUGUGGUACAGGAUGCAGCGAAGAACAGAAGAGAGCUCUCAUGGAGAUCAACAACUCUACAAAUGGUGUAGGCUUUCUGGGCAGCUGGGAUGGAAGCCAUUGUUGUGAUCAAACGCCUGCAAUCGUAUGUGGCGGUAUUGCUGGGGGAGUUUGGCGUAUCGAAUUGUUGAACUUGAAUGUCGACAUGGAAUCAUUAAGCAAGUGGUAUCCAAAUGUAACAUUGUUCACCUUAUUUGAUGAACUGGAAGAACUGUCAAUUACUAACAUGCAAAUUGGAGGAGGGCUUCAACCUUUUUGCGAAUUGAAGCAACUAAAACAUCUGAAUGGGUUGUAUCUUGAGCAUAAUGGAUUGGAAGCCGUUAUUCCCUCUUGUCUUGGGACGAUUGCGAGCCUUCAAGAACUUUAUCUAUCGCGUAAUAACCUUUAUGGUAAUCUACCUCCAUCAAUAUUCUCUAACCAAAGCAUGAUUUCCCAUUUUGAUGUUUCGGGCAAUCAUUUAGAAGGGGUUUUAUCAUUUUCAAUUUUUGCCAAUGCUUCUAGUCUUAAACACAAUGAUCUUUCAAGAAACUACGAUUUUCAAGUUGAAACCGAAUCUCCCUCAUGGGUCCCAACCUUUCAACUAUUCGAUCUGAUCUUGGCGGACUGCAACCUCAACAAGAAGAAUGGUCACGUUGUCCCAAGCUUCAUCUCCACCCAAUAUUCCUUGGCACAUCUAGACUUGUCUAGAAACUCAAUAGAGGGAGGCAUGCCUUGUAACCUAUUGUUCAACACGAAUAUCACAUAUCUAUCCUUGAGAAGCAACAAAAUCGAUGCUUCUUUUCUUGAUUGCUUUGCUAUUCAAACUUCAUCACUUGAGUUUCUUGACAUAUCUAAUAAUCAUGUCAAAGGUCGUCUUCCCGAAUAUGCUGGACAUCUUCUUCCACACUUGAGUGACGUUAACAUGUCCUCAAAUUUAUUAGAAGGCAACAUUCCUUGGUCAUUUGGUAAUUUGUCUCUUGAAACAUUAGAUCUUUCUAACAACAUGUUUUCAGGAACAAUACCUCAAAGGUUGACUAGAGAUGGCACCGAACUGGAAUAUCUAAAUCUAUCGAAUAAUCAAUUGCAAGGAGAAAUGCUCCCAAGGAACUCCACGAUGAGAUCGCUUGAGUGUUUACUACUUGGCGGCAAUCAGUUUGAAGGAAUUAUCUCACCCAUGAUAUCAAACAGUCUGCUUUUGCAAAUCUUAGAUGUUAAAAAUAAUCACUUGUCUGGUAAUAUUCCAAAGUGGCUGUAUGAUCAUCCUACAUUGGCUAUAGUUCUUUUAGGUGGAAAUCGCUUUGAAGGCCACCUACUCCAACGAAUGUGUCAAAUGGCUAGUUUGCGAGUUUUCGAUAUCUGUUAUAAUCAUGUUUCAGGUCAAAUUCCCUCUUGUCUCGGUAACAUUACAUUCUGGGGGAAAACUCCUCCAAUUGGAGAAUAUGGAUUUGGAAAUAUGGUUGCAAUUGACGCAUCUUGGCGAAUAAAAAAUAUGGUAUAUGAUUUCAAAGGUGUACCACUCUCGUUGAUGAUUGGAAUUGACUUGUCAUCCAACCAAUUGACAGGUAGCAUUCCUUCUGAAAUGGGAGACUUGUCAUACCUUCGCUUCUUGAAUUUGUCGAAAAAUUUUCUAACAGGCCCCAUUCCAAAUUCUUUUCGAAACUUGAAAAAUGUGGAGAGCUUGGAUCUUUCUCAAAACAAGUUGAGUGGGAAAAUCCCUCAUGAAUUGGUUGGACUCACUUCUCUAUCCACAUUUAGUGUUGCAUAUAAUAAUCUUUCAGGAAGAAUCCCAUUUGAGCGGCAAUUCUCAACUUUCAAGAUGCAAUGCUAUGAUGGCAAUCUGGAUCUAUGUGGAGACCCUCUGCCAAGAAACUGCUCAACCACAAAUGAGCAUGAACCUGAACACAAGGGCCAAAAUAAGGACGAAAAAGAAUGGACUAGAAUAAUUGAUAGCCCUUUAUUCUUCUAUGCAUUUGUUGCUGUCUCUUAUGCAUUUGGAUUUUGGGUCUUCUUUGGGAUUCUAAUCAUUAACAAGAACUUGAGGCAUACAUAUUUUAGAGCUGUGGACAGAUUUAUUGAGUCUUGUUUUGAAAUGCUUUCCAAGUAUUGGUGA